Molecule: messenger RNA, 2482 nt
Organism: Polypterus senegalus (gray bichir)
Lineage: Eukaryota; Metazoa; Chordata; Cladistia; Polypteriformes; Polypteridae
Gene: pard6b
Product: par-6 partitioning defective 6 homolog beta (C. elegans)
Exons: 3
Coding region: 207-1433 (408 amino acids)
Biological process (GO): centrosome cycle; establishment or maintenance of cell polarity; regulation of cellular localization
Cellular component (GO): cell cortex; apical plasma membrane; nucleus
Molecular function (GO): protein kinase C binding
Source: RefSeq, a predicted model, not a curated record
GACGAAGAGGUGAUUGCACUACGGGGCAUGCGCCUUGUGAGGCUCGCUCAGGAUAGUUUCCUGGGUGCAGAUUGCGUCACAUUUGUGCAGUAGAAGCGGAGAGGUUGUCAGGCGGCGACGUCGUCUUUAUCCUAGAUUUCUGGGAUACUCUUUUAGUUCCGGCUGGGUUUGGAAGGAGAAGUGUAAUCGUAAAGUCGUGCCAUUAUAUGCUGUGGGAAUAUUUGAUCCGGUCAAGCACAGAGUGCCAUCUGAGUAGCCCCGCAGAGGGCGAAGCUGAAGAACACCAGUGUCUUUUUAAAAACAUGAAUAAGAAUCACGGAGUGCCGAGCAGCAAGUCUCUGAGCGUUGUGGAGGUGAAAAGUAAGUUUGGUGCAGAGUUUCGAAGAUUUUCACUGGAGAGAACAAAACCUGGAAAAUUUGAAGAGUUUUAUGGUUUACUACAGCAUGUACACAGAAUUCCUAAUGUCGAUGUUUUGGUAGGAUACACUGAUGUUCAUGGGGACCUGUUACCAAUAAACAACGAUGAAAAUUACCACAAAGCAAUUUCAAUAGCCAACCCUCUUUUAAGGAUACUGAUACAAAAGAAAGAGGAGGCAGAUUAUUCAGCAUUUGGAAAUAACUCUUUAACACGCAAGAAGAAUGUUCUUUCCAGUGUUCUUCGUAGUGACAUCAAUAGAAAAAAAACACCUAUAGUUAUCAGCUUGCCACGUGAUUUUCGCCCAGUGUCUUCAAUCAUUGAUGUUGACAUCCUUCCAGAAACACAUCGCAGAGUUCGUCUGUACAAGCAUGGCUCAGAGAAACCCCUCGGAUUCUAUAUCCGGGAUGGCUCUAGUGUCCGUGUUACUCCUCAGGGGCUGGAAAAGGUUCCUGGAAUUUUCAUUUCCCGACUUGUACCAGGAGGUCUGGCAGAAAGUACGGGCUUGUUAGCAGUUAAUGAUGAGGUUCUUGAAGUAAAUGGAAUUGAAGUGUCUGGGAAAAAUUUAGAUCAGGUCACCGAUAUGAUGAUUGCCAACAGCCACAAUCUCAUCAUCACAGUGAAGCCUGCAAAUCAAAGAAAUAACAUUGUCAGAAACAGUCGGACUUCAGGCAGCUCUGGCCAGUCUUCAGAUAGUAGCACAAGUCACUACAUGAUGACUCCUCACAUCAUUCAAAACUUUCAUCCUGAGGAAGAAGAAAGUGAUGAGGAGAAUGAUAUUGUCAUUGAAAGUGGAGGUGAACCACAGCAGAUCCCAAAGACCACCACCAGCAGCAUUAGUUUGCCAUCCCUCUUAAAGUAUGAGCCACAUUUGAGAGAAAAACAGAAUGGCUUUGUAGCCUCCAGUAGUAGUGUGGGCUCACUCAACACAAUAGCUAACCAGAAGACAGGGACUGUGAGGACCCUGGGAAAGCAAAGACGAAGUAUGGAGGAAGAAGGCACAGUAAUCACAUUAUAAAGCACUCUAAAAGGACCACAGUGUUGUCCAUGUCAGGAUGUCCUCUAUGCACAAUGCAUUUCUAAUAAGAAUUAGGAGGAAAGCUGAAUAAGCUUUAAAAUCAUAAUCACCUUUUCAUUAGCUUCUUUUAAAUGUAUUUGAAAUGUACAUAAUUUUAAUUAGAGAUUUUAGCUAAAGAGACAUAAAAAUAUUGAAUGUGUUUUUUUUCAUUUUUGACCCACAAACAGAAUCACCUAGGAUAAAGGGAGAGGAAUUUGAACAGGAUCAAAAAUGCACUUACAUGCAUACAGUAUAGGUGCAACAUGGUAAGACAGGGUGAGAACACAUAGGUCCUGAAUAUACGCAUGUAUUGCCCUCACCAUUUUACUCAUUUUUUGCUUUCCUGUAAUGGUUGCCGCCUAGAUGCUGAUUAGUUUGGUUUUGUUUCCAAGUAAAAUUAGCACAAAUUGUGCUGCACUUUCUAACUGUAAACAUAAUCAAGUACCACCAUAGUAGUUGUGUGUUUUUGUUUUUUUGUUUUUUUUUUUUUUUUUUAAAGAAUGCCAUAACAAAUUAUUUAAAUUUUGAUCCUUUCUAUGUGGGUGGGUGAGGGAGAGGAAUGUCUGUCCCUUUGACUGAUAGAUUACUUGUCACAUUCACAGAUAUAGGUGAGCAGAACCUGACAACUGCAUGAUAAUUUGAAAUAUAAAUCGGUAUAUUUAGUUAAAUCUUUGCAUAAUUUACAAUAAAGGAAUUACACACAAUAGUAAGGAAACAUACAUAAGGCACAGCAUACAUAUCAGAACACAACUGCCAAUUAUAAUAAAAUAUAUUUGUACGGAAAUAAAAUCUAUGAAUACAAAAUAUAAAGUGUUACCAAGACCUGAUGUACAAUCCACUUUGGAUUAUCUAACAUGCCUAGCAAUAAAUAUAACAGACCUAAUCAAGAGAACAUAGUAGUUUUACAAGUGCUGAGAAGAAGUAUCAGGGAAGCAUAUAUAAAGAAAAAUUGGGAGUGGUCUCCCCUAGACUUUCUCGUAUACUCAGAUAUGGGGAUUGAUAUUUGAGGA